This is a messenger RNA of Eurytemora carolleeae, 2116 nucleotides long. RefSeq lists its product as uncharacterized. Lineage: Eukaryota; Metazoa; Arthropoda; Copepoda; Calanoida; Temoridae. The transcript has 16 exons. The record is from RefSeq and is a predicted model, not a curated record. Bases 55 to 1593 code for a protein of 512 amino acids.
CGUAGGAAUCUGAAAUUAUUUCAGAUAGCAUCAACGAACUAUUUCGUUUGUAUAAUGGUUGGCGCUAUUUUGCGGCUUCGGGGUUCCCAGAAGGACAUGGUGGUUGAAAAGGAGACUGAACACAAGUUAAAAUUCUUCUCAUUCCAGUAUGACAAGUAUCCCUGGUUGUGUGGUUUAAUGAUAGUGUAUAUAUUGCUUGGUUACUACACCAUCUUCCUCAAUUCAUACUCUUCUCUUAUCAACCAUAUCAUCCUCUACUCUCAGACAAACCAGAUCAGAUCAACUCUUGGGUUUGGAUUUAGCGGAAACCUGGUGGGAUACCUCUACUUCGAGGACGUGUAUGCUAUCAGAAAUAUUCCGGAUUAUAUCUCGAAAGCAAUGGGUGCAGAUUUGAGGUACUUAUUGUUUCAGCUGCUAAUGACCAUCUCUGGAUAUAAUGCUGCCCGUUUCAAGCUCUUCACCUGCAGAUUGUUAUGUGACUCAGUACGCUUAAAGAAAUGUAUGCAAACAGCCCUUUUAAGUCUGGUGUGUGGCUGGUUGUUCUUGGACUCUGCAUAUUCUCUAGGACUCCUUCAGCAGGCUGUGUUUUACACUAUCAAAUACAAGCUUAAUGUGAACAUUCUGGGCAUGCAUCCGAUCCUCGCCAUCCUAGUUCUAGCCGUAGCGACAGUAAUAGGUUUCUACAUCUCGUUCCAGGUUUUAAACGAGUGUACGUCAGAUAAAGAGAAAAAGACUGAGAAUAAAUCUGGAAAAAUAUCCAACAAGUUCAAGGAAAUGUCUGAAAACAAUGAUCCGGUCCUCCCUAUCUUCGUUCUAGCCGUAGCCACAGCUUCGGCUUUCUACGUAUCUGUAGCUGCACAGGAGUCAGGGUAUGACGGUAGGAAGAGUAAACCUGGAAAAAUAUCCAACAUGUUCAAGAAAACAGCUGCUCCUCAAGUGAUAUGCUCCAAGUUCCUGAGAUUUUGUUCACGAGUUUACCUAAUUCUUCUCGGCCUAACAGUUCUAGCGUUCUCAAUUUACAUUCAAGUUGGUGUGAUUCUUCUGCGUGCAGACCCUGCCUACCUACCCAGUGUAACCUACAACAAUGAAUCCUAUCCUACAAUGAACGGAGUUACAUUCUACGUGAAGGAAGACCUUGAUCUAAAACAUGAACAUGUGGCUCUCCCCAUAAACCUAGGGUUCAACCUCCCCAUGGAGUUCUACAGUCUUAACUUUAAUAGCUCCUGUACAGAUUGUGAAGAGUUUAUUUUGAGCCAAAGUUAUAGUUCUACUAGUUUGAUGGUAGUUCAGGCAACUAUCUGGGGACUAGCGGCCACCAAACUCCUUCUCAAUACCAUCUGCUGCGGAUCUCAUACACAAAGCAACUUGUUUAGGAUCCUUCUAUGGUCGUCUCUACUCCACUUCUACACUAUCCUCAGACAGAGCUGGUCUAUGGUCAGGUUUUGUGGCAACUCAGGACUCUCGAUCCUGAUUGUCCUAUCUGCUGCAGGGUUUGUCAUCAACCUUGUUAUUUUAGUUCUCUUCCAGAUAAGCUCACGGAGAUUGUAUACCUCCAGCAACAAUCCCAAGACUGCUCUUGUUCUUCCAUUUUAAGAAGACUAGAACUGCCUCAUUUUGAGGAUAAUACAAGAUUUUCUACGGGUCAUUUAUCUAGACUUUUUAAUAGAUUGAUUUUAAUUCUCGCUUAAAAUAUAUUUUCGUCAAUCCCUUUGUCUCAAAUUGUUCACAUUUUAAUCUAGUCGGUAGCUCUGAUUGUACAAUGCACGCUCACUGCGUUUACAGACAGGGCACUUGUGUCAAUUGGAUUUAGAUUAAAUAAUUAUUUUAUCCAUAGUCUAUGCCAGUGGUUACUUGAUGACUUUGUCAUUUUAUCUAUUUGUACACAUAUUGCAUUGAAUUGAAUUGACACUAUGUUAUAGUUUUAAUAUUUACACCUUAACUAAUUGAACCUAACACAACUCCCAAGCUUUCACUGUUUGUGAGGUGGGGUUAUAGAAUUUUAAUAAAAGUAAAACUGAUAAUAUUUGGAACUCUUCUCAAAACCUUAAGAUCCAGCCUUUUAAAACCAGUGUUUUUUUGAGAGGCCACGCGAUAAAUGUGUAUACUGUAUAUUUCA